AGGUGCGCUGUGAUUGAUGGGCUUGCUCUGUCUCCAGUCUAUCAACAGGCUGCUGUUCAUACACGUUUGGCUGCAAGUCUGUGAUGCAGUUACAGUGCCCCGGCCUCCAGUGACGUCACCUCCAGGCAGUGGUGUCACUCUCAGCUGCUCUUUUUCCUAUAAAGAGGGGGCUGAGCUCAGAGGAUUGGUGGUUACCUGGCAACGCCCUCCUGUCGAUCAUGUGGUCCACAGUUUCUAUUUCGGUCGAGACCAGCUGGAUCUGCAGAAUGAAGCCUACAGGAAUCGGACCCAGCUGUUCCCAGAGCAGCUCAGUGUGGGGAACGCCUCCCUCAGACUGAAACAGGUGCGGGGGGAGGAUGAGGGCCGGUACACCUGCGCUGUGACCAACCAAGUGGAGAGCACCAGGGGAGACGUGCAGCUCCUAGUGGCAGCUGAAUUCGUCGAGCCUCAGCUGGUCGUUACUGACAGUCCGGACAGCCCCGACCAGGCUCUCCUGAGCUGCAUCUCGAGAGGAUACCCCAGCGCUUCAGUGCAGUGGCUCAAUGAGACCGGCUGUGACAUCACAGAGAGCAGCAAGACUAGCCAAUCGCUGGACAGGGAUGGGCUGGUGGAAAUCUCAAGUCACAUUCUAGUGUCCAGGGAUGCUAAUUAUACCUGUGUUCUUACCCACAGCCGACUGAAACAAACAGUCAAGAAGACGAUCACUUUAACAAAGAAGGGUUAUCCGGAAAGACAUCGCAUUGUCUUGUGGGUCGUCUUCACAGUGAUAGCAACGAUGAUCAUUGUAAUCUACCUGCUUUUCAAGCACCGCCGUGCUACCGGCACACCAGCAGGUAGUGGAGAACAUGCCCUGUUCGGUAGAAUGGCUUCCAGGAGUCCAUCACACGUGUAGAAGUAUCCUGUCUCAGGGAGUUGUUAAUGUACAUUGUAGAAGCUCUAUUAACGGGUGGGCAGUAUUGAGCAAUACCGGACCGCUCAAGGGCGUAAUGAGACCCGGGGCCACACGUAGCUUGUAGCUCCUGGAAGGUGCGGUAUUUCCCAAUAACGCCCACCCUGUCGGGUCUCUUUGCACUUAGAAAAUGGACAGCUGUUACGAAAAAAAAGACAGAAACAAAUUUUUUGGUUUAAAACUUCAACAUUCGGUGGCUCAGGGAUAUCCGUCCAGGUGAAAAGGCACUUAUGCCGGUACUUUUUAUUUCCUGGUCAUCUAUUGAAAGCUAGUGCCAAGGAUACUAGGCAAUGAGGAAAUAAAAAGCCAACUAUAGAAAAAUGAGUGCUGUCAGGUACCCGGCUGGGACGGUAUUGCUCUUCCACGACACAAAGACAAUCGGUGAACAUUAUUGCAAAACAAAGCGCUCUAAUACAACAUUAGGCAAUUGACUAAACAGUAUUCCAAAAACUGUUCUUGCCGUGCUUUCUCAGUCCUACAGUAUUCAUUCAUUUGUUUAUUGCCCCGUGCGUGUUAACCCGAGACAGAAUCAACAAGAGGAAAGCGCGCUCACAAACACAAACUGGCUUUGAAGUUUGGCGUAAAAAAAACGUAAUUCUAUAAAUUUCUUGAUUUUAUUUAACUCUGUUAAGUGAUUUUUAAACCAACAUGUUACAUAUUCAACAAAUCUAUAAAUAAAUAAGCCAUUCCACUGGACAGGAAAAUUGGCAAUGUUGUAACUAUUUAAAAGGGAGAUCAAUUUCACCGUGGAAAUUACAGAACGAUAAGCUAAACAUCAACCAUAUAUAAAACCAUAGAAACUAUAAUAAGGGGAAAAAUAUUAUAAUAUUUAUAUAAUAACAACGCUAUAGGAGACAGCCAGCAUGGCUUUAGGAAGAGUAGACCUUGUUUAUAUUUAUUAGAUUUCUUUCAGGGGAUGAAAGUCUAAAGUCAACUUGACAGGCUAUAGAGCAGAGACAGUUGAAUUCAAAUCUAGAUAAGUUAUAUUAAAAUGAUAUAAUGUGCUGGCAUGACCACACCUAGAAUACUGUGUACAGUUUAGGUCCCCGUAUCAUAAGAAAGACAUUGAGGCACUGGAGAGAGUACAGGGGAGAGCGGCCCGAUUAACGAUGAAGUGCUAUCGGACCACGCUGGCACCGAAGCCUUUUCCCGUUCUGGAAUGUCUCAUGUUCUUAUGACUCCUUCCUUUCGCUCUCCACCCCGAGCUUCAACACCUCAACCAGGCAACUGUUGCAGAGGACUCUGUGCACCUCGCUGUCUGGAAGUCAGAAAUGUAGACCUGCACUACUUAAGAACAUACAAGAAGUUUAUGCGAUCCACCAGGGCGCAUGCCUUGCUGCAAACCAACCUCCCUACUGAAUGGAACUGAUUUAAAAGAACUGAAUUUAGUAUUUUUUUGUAAUGUUUUGUAAAAAAAAAAAAAAAUAAUAAUUGUAAAUUUUUAUUUCUAUUUUCUUUAAACUGUAAGAAACUUUACAAUGUAAUGCAUUUCACUCUAAAAAUACGUUUUGUUUUAAAAUGAACUCUUCUAAUAUGGGCACUACUUAAAAUUGACACGGAGGCCUCUCUGGAACGCAAAUGCUGUUACGCACCGGCAGCAGCACUUGCCCCUGUGUAAUACCCCCUUGUGUUUUCCCCUUUCCGUUACUGCACCAGCCUCCUUUCCAGCGCUAAGACAUGUGUGAUAAAGGGGAAGGAGAAAAAGGCAAGCGGAGGAGUGGAGCUAAAUUUUUUAUGUGUUGGAUAAACUACGCUGUGUUCUGAUAAAGAAAAUUAAUGCAACCUUCAUUGUUGGACCCCUUGCAUCGUCCCCGAGUCAUUACAAAUACAACCUUACAUGUGUAGGCGGCAUCCUUUAUUACCCAUAUCGUGUGUUGUGUAGUGAGAGAAUUGUAUCUCUGUAAUUUGAUCCAUUGUGAAU
This is a messenger RNA of Polyodon spathula (Mississippi paddlefish), 2870 nucleotides long. Its product is annotated as CD276 antigen-like. The transcript is spliced from 4 exons. Lineage: Eukaryota; Metazoa; Chordata; Actinopteri; Acipenseriformes; Polyodontidae. Bases 17 to 892 code for a protein of 291 amino acids. The record is from RefSeq and is a predicted model, not a curated record.